UCAGCCUCGUUAACCGGGUCUUCCUGCGGGCGGGCGCGCACAGCAGAGAGAUGAAUCUGGAACGGCUAAGGAAGCGGGUGCGGCAGUACAUAGACCAGCAACAGUAUCAAAGUGCCCUAUUUUGGGCAGAUAAAGUAGCAUCAUUGUCGCAUGAAGAUCCACAGGACAUUUACUGGCUGGCUCAGUGUCUUUACCUUACAGCUCAGUACCACAGGGCGGCACAUGCCCUUAGGUCAAGAAAACUAGAUAAGUUAUUUGAAGCGUGUCGAUAUCUUGCAGCUAGAUGUCAUUAUGCUGCAAAAGAAUAUCAGCAGGCUCUUGAUAUUCUUGACAUGGAAGAACCAAUCAACAAAAGACUAUUUGAAAAAUAUUUGAAGGAUGAAAGUGGACUGAAAGACUGUUCCAGUGACUGGGAGGUUUCACAAUCUUCAAUCAAGAGCUCUAUUUGCCUUUUGCGGGGAAAGAUCUAUGAUGCCCUGGAUAAUAGGACCCUGGCAACAUUUAGCUACAAAGAGGCCUUGAAACUGGAUGUCUACUGCUUUGAAGCAUUUGACCUCUUAACAUCACACCACAUGCUGACAGCAGAAGAAGAAAAAGAGCUUCUUGAAUCACUACCUCUUGGAAAACAGUGCACAGAAGAAGAACAAGUAUUGCUACAUUUCCUGUUUGAGAAUAAACUCAAAAAGUAUAAUAAACCUAGUGAAACAGUGAUUCCUGAAUCUGUAGAUGGUCUUCAAGACAAUCUGGAUGUAGUAGUGUCUUUAGCAGAAAGACAUUACUAUAACUGUGAUUUCAAAAUGUGCUACAAGCUUACUUCUGUAGUAAUGGAAAAGGAUCCAUUCCAUGCCAGUUGCUUACCUGUGCAUAUUGGGACUCUUGUGGAGCUGAAUAAAGCAAAUGAACUGUUUUACCUUUCCCAUAAACUGGUGGAUUUGUACCCAAAUAAUCCUGUCUCCUGGUUUGCUGUAGGAUGUUACUAUCUCAUGGUUGGCCAUAAAAAUGAACAUGCCAGAAGAUACCUUAGCAAAGCUACUACACUUGAGAGAACAUAUGGUCCAGCAUGGAUAGCAUAUGGACAUUCAUUUGCAGUUGAAAGUGAGCAUGACCAAGCAAUGGCUGCUUACUUCACAGCAGCCCAGCUGAUGAAAGGCUGCCAUUUGCCCAUGUUGUAUAUUGGGCUGGAAUAUGGCUUGACCAACAACUCAAAAUUAGCUGAACGCUUUUUCAGCCAAGCUUUAAGUAUUGCACCUGAAGACCCAUUUGUUAUGCACGAAGUUGGAGUGGUAGCAUUUCAAAAUGGAGACUGGAAAACUGCAGAAAAGUGGUUUCUUGAUGCACUAGAAAAGAUAAAAGCCAUUGGAAAUGAGGUGACAGUUGAUAAAUGGGAACCUCUGUUGAAUAAUUUGGGACAUGUAUGCAGAAAGCUCAAGAAAUAUGAAGAAGCUCUUGAAUAUCAUCGACAAGCUCUGGUGUUGAUUCCUCAAAAUGCUUCUACUUAUUCUGCCAUUGGAUACAUACACAGUCUGAUGGGGAACUUUGAAAGUGCAAUUGAUUAUUUUCAUACAGCCCUUGGUCUUAGAAGAGAUGAUACUUUUUCAGUUACUAUGCUGGGACAUUGCAUAGAAAUGUAUAUUACCGAUUCUGAAGCCUACAUUGGAACUGCAAUUAAAGAUAAAUUAAGGUGCUAUGAUUUUGAUGUGCAUACUAUGAAGACAUUGAAGAACAUAAUUUCACCUGCGUGGGAUGUAUUGGAAUUUGAUAUAGAAAGGCAAACUCUAGAAGAAAGUAGCAUCAUGGCACUGGAAGCACCACAUCAGAGGAAAUCUACCGAAGCGCCUCCUCCACUAGAUGAAACUUUUGAAAUUGAAAUGAAUGAAAGUGAUAUGAUGUUAGAAACAUCAAUGUCAGAUCACAGUACAUGACUUUAAAAUGCUGGUGCCGCAUCAUUGUGUAAAGUGUUUAAGCAAUUUUGUCACCUCAUGCCUUUAGGAACCUGUUAUUUUAUAUGAUUACAUAUGACUAAUAUUGACAUUGGAGAACUGCCCAAGAUGGUGGCAGUGUAUUUGUUUAUACCUAUUCUACAAAAUAAUCAUGUAUUUUUAACUGUUAAGUGCAUCCUGUGACUGCUAUUAUUAAAAGACUGUGAAUGUUUAAAAAAGCA
Messenger RNA from Elgaria multicarinata webbii, 2161 nucleotides. RefSeq names its product cell division cycle 16 (gene CDC16). The transcript has 18 exons. NCBI's taxonomy places the organism in Eukaryota, Metazoa, Chordata, Lepidosauria, Squamata, Anguidae. The record is from RefSeq and is a predicted model, not a curated record. The coding region runs from base 51 to 1922 and encodes 623 amino acids. Gene Ontology annotation, molecular function: protein binding. Gene Ontology annotation, biological process: cell division; positive regulation of mitotic metaphase/anaphase transition; protein ubiquitination. Gene Ontology annotation, cellular component: cytoplasm; anaphase-promoting complex.